AUGUUAAAGUUUGCCUUAGCAUAUCAAGAAGUUAUGCUGAAAUAUGAACUCAAUCACCUUGUAACUCAUGGCAACUGUCAGAUUGUGAAUAUUGGAGCAGGGUUUGAUACACUUUAUUGGAGACUGUAUGAUGAAGGAAAAAAUGUAAAGGGAUUUGUUGAACUUGAUUUCCCUGGAGUCACAUCACGGAAGUGCCUGUACAUUCAGAGAACAAAACCUCUACUGCAGGCCAUUAGUGAAGAAGAUUAUGAUGUCAAGCUCAAUAGGAACAACCUUCAUGCGCACACCUACAAGCUGACAGGAGUCGAUCUCAGAAACAUCACAGAGGUGGAAGCCAAGAUUAAGGAAUCAGACUUGGACUACUCACUCCCUACCCUCUUCUUGGCUGAGUGUGUCCUGGUGUACAUGAACACCAGCAAGUCUUCACAGCUCUUACAGUGGAUUGCAGAAAAGUUUAAGUCUGCCUUCUUUGUAAAUUAUGAAAUGGUCAAUCUUGGUGACAGAUUUGGAGAAGUUAUGGUAAGCAAUUUGCGAAGCCGAGGUUGUGACCUGGCAGGGGCUCAAGCAUGCCAGAGCACAGAAACACAGAGGCAAAGAUUUCUUGAAGUUGGAUGGGCUGGAGCAGAUUCAUACGACAUGAUCAACAUAUGGGCACGACUCCCUCCUGAGGAAAUAGCUCGUGUAAUGCAGAUUGAGUUGCUAGAUGAACAGGAACUUCUUCAGCAACUGUUCACACAUUAUGCCAUCACCACUGCCUGGACUGACCACCGAUGGUCAGACAUUCAGCUGUAGUUUUUACUGAUAAUUCACUAUUCCUAAAAGAUAUUAGGAAACAAGCUGUUAUGGUAAAGGUGUAAUAUAUCAAUUAGGUCUCCAAAUAAGCAUAACCAGACUAGCUCUGAAUAUCCAUUCUAGUAACACCAAGAAAUUAUUUCAGUUAGAAAACAGUUAUGGUAUUGCUAUAAAUAGAAGUUCUGACUAAGGACCAGGACUUUUCCCGCAAAUAUUAUCAUGUCAAAAACCAAGCUUUAGACCUCAGAGGUUAGUUAUCAAUCAAAAAGAAAUCUGGGCAUUAUGGUGAUAUAAUUAGAUUAAAUAAACUGAAUUGUUCUUGAAAUUUAAUCCUGUUGCUGCUCAACUGGACUGAUAAGGUGUGCAUAUAUAUACCCUUUGUUAUAAGAUGAGAAUAACUGAUAUUGUAUGAUUAGGUUCAUUACAGAUGAUUAGUAAAUAAUCUAGACUGCUAACAUAAUAUGUAGAAAAUAAUAAUAAAGCUUAAGCACUAUAUGCAUACCAGC
Penaeus monodon (black tiger shrimp) is the source of this 1298-nucleotide messenger RNA. Its product is annotated as leucine carboxyl methyltransferase 1-like. Lineage: Eukaryota; Metazoa; Arthropoda; Malacostraca; Decapoda; Penaeidae. The record is from RefSeq and is a predicted model, not a curated record. Gene Ontology annotation, cellular component: cytosol. Bases 1 to 792 code for a protein of 263 amino acids. Gene Ontology annotation, molecular function: protein C-terminal leucine carboxyl O-methyltransferase activity. The transcript has 6 exons. Gene Ontology annotation, biological process: C-terminal protein methylation.